Messenger RNA from Aspergillus viridinutans, 1344 nucleotides. RefSeq lists its product as uncharacterized. The record is from RefSeq and is a predicted model, not a curated record. The coding region runs from base 1 to 1344 and encodes 447 amino acids. The transcript is spliced from 4 exons. Lineage: Eukaryota; Fungi; Ascomycota; Eurotiomycetes; Eurotiales; Aspergillaceae.
AUGUCUACAGAGAUUAUGUUCAUUGAUGCACUUGACAAAUCUACGCCAGCUACAAUCCUUCGCUCCGAGCCACUGCGGUCGGCUUUCAGGUCAUUCCUAGAGCGUGGCACAGAGAAAGAACUUCAACAGCUUUUUGAUUUACACAAACCAAGUAUAUGCCAUGGAAGGAGUGCUCCGGCCAGCUAUCAAUCAAACUGGACUAGACGUGAGCCUGAUUUGCUUCCUAAACAACCGCGAAGUUCCCAUAACGAGACAAGUCUACCUAUCAGGACCCCUUUUGAUCCCUCGUUGAAGUCGACAGUACAAGUACCGUCAAACCGCGGAAGACUCCAAAAAUCGAGAUUAUUGUUGUCAAUACCUCAGUCACAACCUAUCGGACAUUUAGAACAACUGGGUGCAUACGUAUGCGCCUGUGGUAUGAGUGAUUACCACAGAAAGUGCCUCAUCAAUGCGGCUGCAGCCUACGUUGCUCCCAGUAUUAGCCCGGAAGAUCUGAACAGUAUCUGGAAUCUCGGCGGCGCCAUCUUCGGAGGAGGUGAGGCGAAAACAAGAUUCAGUCGACUAUAUGACGGCCAGAAACGCGUCCAGGAGAAAAGCAACACUAUUGCCUUUUUAUCGCGUACAGUUUCUGUCCUUCUACGAAAUGAUAUUGACGACAGGGCGAACAUGGUAGAAAAGCGUUCUCUUAGCAAAGGACGCGGGAGACUGAGCGUGGCUUUGGAGCAACUAGCACAGGAAAUUCCUACGACAAAAGAGAAAAUAUCUGGAGAGUACACUCGAUCAGCAUUACUUUACAGGCUCAUCGAAAAAUGUGGGCUUGGCGACCUUGCCACACUUGGUGCUGACAAUAACCAUAUUUGGCAGAAAGACCUCUCGAUCCGUGACGUGGACUUCCUAAUAUCUUUCAGGAGAAAGAAUUAUCCUAGGGCGGAGAAAAUUGCACGGCAAUUGGACUUCCCAGUCGCGUCGUUGAUGAUCGAAGCACUGACAACCUGUGGUUGGGGAUAUGAUGAAUUGGCCACCGGCAACACACAAUUCUUGCAACAUUUACGGUGUAUUGUGGCUGCGGAUAGCCUGGCCAAAGGGUACAUUGAGAAGGCUAUAAACCAUAAUAAUGAUCCAGUGUCUGGAAGUGAAGGACGGAGACCUCUUUGUAAUGAGCUAAUGAUACUGGGCCAACAAACUGCGUCCAGCUAUGCCCGUGAACCUGCUCAGCCUGGGGGAGAUCAAGAAGGCUAUCUGAUGGCUUUGAUAGUUGAUGGGAAGAUUGAACACGCUUCAUCAGAACGCAGAUGCCGGAAAAGGCCGCCCUCUGACUUUUAUAAUAAGUCUAAAUGUCUCUAA